CCUCACAAUCUCACCAACCCAACAGGCUGCCACCCACCGAUAUUAUCACUCAUGCCCGCCAUUUCCCCUUCCCCCUCUCUCUUAACUCACCAUUCAUGGUGGCCCGUCAUCCUUUCCGGACCUGAUUGCACCCUUCCGGCAGGAUGGUCCCUUGGAGCCAUCCUUCUGUGGCCCUUGUAGGCCUCCUGUCACUCUUCUUCUUCGGCCCGGCCAUCACCCCCGUCGACGCCAACCGCCUUAGACCAGCCAACGCCGCCGCUGCUGCCACCACCUUCCCCUCCUUCCGCGAGGCGCCCAUUUUCCGCAAUGGCGAGAAUUGUUCCUCCCAGAGCAUCCACAUCGCGAUGACUCUCGACACCAACUACCUCCGGGGAUCCAUCGCCGCCGUGCUCUCGAUCCUCCAGCACGCGUCGUGCCCUGAGAACCUGGCGUUCCACUUCCUCUCCUCGCGCCGAGAGCAGGAGCUGCACCAGAGCAUGAGGGCCACCUUCCCCUACCUGAACUUCAGGCUCUACCGCUUCAACCCGGGGUUGGUCCGUGGCAAGAUCUCGACGUCGAUCCGCCAGGCGCUGGACCAACCUCUCAACUAUGCGCGGAUCUACCUCGCCGACGUCCUGCGGCCUGAUAUCCGGCGGGUCAUCUACCUGGACUCCGACCUUGUGGUGGUCGAUGACAUUGCCAAGCUGUGGGAAGUGGAGCUGGGGGACAAGGUGCUGGGCGCGCCGGAGUACUGCCAUGCAAAUUUCACCGACUACUUCACCGAUGCCUUCUGGUUGGACCCCAAGUUCUCGAGGACCUUCGAUGGCCGGAAGGCCUGCUACUUCAACACCGGCGUCAUGAUCAUGGACGUUCACAAGUGGAGGGAAGGAGGGUACACCAGGAAGAUCGAGAAUUGGAUGAUGAUCCAGAGGCACACCAGGAUAUACCAACUGGGCUCGCUGCCUCCUUUCUUGCUGGUCUUCGCCGGCAACAUCCAAAAUGUUGAACACAGGUGGAACCAGCAUGGACUUGGAGGCGACAACUUCAAGGGUAAUUGCAGGACCCUCCACCCCGGCCCGAUUAGCUUGCUGCACUGGAGUGGCAAGGGGAAGCCAUGGCUGAGGCUGGACUCUAGAAAGCCCUGUCCCGUCGACGGCCUCUGGGCGCCGUAUGAUCUUUUCCGGUCAUCGUCCUUGUUGCUCGAUGAAUGAUCGAGCGGUGUAUCAUCUGCACGUCACGGCAGUGGCAACGGCGACGACGGCGACGGCGAUUGCGACGGCGACAACUUAGAUUUCUACUAUUGAUGAUGAUGGUGAUGACCAUUUCUACCAUUACUGGUCCCAGAAUGAGGAGCUCUUGGAGUUCAGACAGCGGGGGCAUUUUAAGUUAACGUAUAGGAGAGACAGAGAUAGAGAGAAACACAAGCCAUUGCUGGGUUUGGUUUCUUAAGUCCAAUUAGAGGUUUAAAAAACAACAAAAAAAUUUAUAAUUAUCUUUGAUGAGAAAAAUGGGGAAGACAAUGGUGUUCACACAUGCAGGCAUCAUAUAAAUUAAAAAAAAAAUUAGUUUUUUUAUUUUGUUCCGAUGCUUACGCUUAUUUGAUUUCCUACAAACGUUUUUAUAUAUAUGUCCUUAUUCACUAUAAUAAAUUAAAACUGUUAAGUGCUAACCUUUGCUUGCAUUGCUGAUUUAGUUGCAUUUACAGUUCGAUUUCCAGAAUUCCCACCUCCUUUUCCUGAAAAAAAAAAGUAAAAAUAAAAAGAAUUAACACUCAUUUCAUGAGAACUUCAUGUAUUUAUUGUUCACAGUGAUCUAUCUAUUAUCUUUUCUUUUCCGUCGCUUAGAAUUCAUGAAACAAAUCGUUCGCAUCACUAAUGAUCAGUAAGAGCUUGUUGAACUUGUACAUUUUUCUAAUGU
This is a messenger RNA of Nymphaea colorata (pocket water lily), 1896 nucleotides long. RefSeq names its product probable galacturonosyltransferase-like 4. The record is from RefSeq and is a predicted model, not a curated record. Gene Ontology annotation, molecular function: glycosyltransferase activity. The coding region runs from base 144 to 1190 and encodes 348 amino acids. The transcript has a single exon. Gene Ontology annotation, cellular component: Golgi apparatus. Lineage: Eukaryota; Viridiplantae; Streptophyta; Magnoliopsida; Nymphaeales; Nymphaeaceae.